Molecule: messenger RNA, 1578 nt
Organism: Blepharisma stoltei
Lineage: Eukaryota; Ciliophora; Heterotrichea; Heterotrichida; Blepharismidae
Source: the annotation of a GenBank genome assembly
AUGGUAGAGAAUCUAGAUGAAGAAAUUUGGAAAGAUGAAGGCAAAAAAUCAGUGGAGCAGCUCAUCAGCAAUUGAACAGAGAGAUAUUACUACAUGGUAAGAUUUGUUGAAAGAAGCUUCAAUGACUUCAAGUAACUGUUAUUUAGAUAUAUAGCAGAAUUUAGCAAGCCUACUUCAUCUAAGCCAGUCCCAGAAGCUACAGUUAAAGUAUACUUUACAGUCACUUUCGGCAAUGAUUCUCCCACUAUUGAGUACAUUUUCGAAAACGAAAAUCUUAAGCAUCGCCCUGAUCUUACCUUGAGAACGGCCCAAAUGGAAGUUUGAAUUGACAGAAUUUACGCCAACAAACUAAAAAUUCGCCAAAUCAUGAAUCUUGUGACCAAUUUUGAGUCAACAAGAAUGAUUUUCCAAGAGAAACUUCCAGAGCAAGAAGAUUCCUUCUAUGAAGGCUGCUCUUUAUUAGAGUCAACACUAGGUGAAAUUUCUUAUCACGAUGAAAUAGACUACGAUACUGAAGCCAUUUAUGAGCUUCUAUUAAAAUAUAUCGAUGAAUGUGCAUUAAAAGGAGCUUCUGAGUCAAAACAAAAAAUUAUAAAAAUUUCGACGUUUUCAGCUAUAGCACAAGUGCUAGGGAAAGUGGAAGAAGCUUCGAAUAAAAGAGUUGGAGAAAAAAGCGCAGAACAAAAAAUCACAGAAUUUUAUAAGCUUUAUCCUCAUAUAGGAGAAAUAGAAGCCCAGCUGGGAAAGCUGCAGUUUUCUCAAGAUCAUUAUUAUUACUAUGCAAGAAAUGACCAAGGGGUCUUAGAAAAACUCCCUCUUGACUUAACGGCAAAGCGCCCAAAGAGAAAUGCUGAAGUCUCGAAUGAAUUGAGAAAGGAUGGUACCACUACUGAGUAUAUUUAUAAAGGCGAGCUAAAUAAGAGAAAAACAGGCAGAGAAGGCAAAGGCAAAGUCAUAUGGCCUGAAGGAGUUUCAUAUGAAGGUGGAUUUUUUGACGAUAAGCAAAAUGGCUUUGGAAGAUUAAUUCAUAGACUUAGAGAUGUAUAUGAAGGUGACUGGUUUGAAAAUAAAGCACAUGGACCAGGGAUUUAUUAUCAUAUGAAUGGUGUAAAAUAUGUCGGAACCUUCUUUGACGAUUUGCCUCAUGGGAAUGGCGUUGAAGAGUGGCCAGAUGGAUCAAAGUAUGAUGGGCAAUAUGUGGCAGGGAAAAAAGAAGGGCAAGGGAUUUUUAAAUGGAAUAGUGGAAAUGAGUAUAGAGGAGGUUUCCAUAAUAAUCUCAUGUGGGGAAAAGGGAUUUAUAUGUGGCCUGAUGGGAGAAGCUAUGAAGGAGAAUGGGGCAAUGGAAAACUUAAUGGAAAUGGGAUAUUUAAAUGGCCAGAUGGAAGAAUGUAUCAAGGAAACUAUCAAGAUAAUGAAAAGCAUGGCUAUGGAGAGUAUUUCUGGCCAGAUGGCAGAAUAUUCAGAGGGAACUGGGAAAGAGGAAAACAGCAUGGAGAAGGCUAUUACACUUCAGUUGCUGGAGAAACAAGAAGGGGAUUGUGGAAAAAUGGUGAAAGACAAAGAUGGUUUAGAGAUUAA